GAUCAUUUCAGGGUUUGAUUCCAAAAACUAACGUUCUUAACGCCCUGAUAUAUUGUAUCUGACUUUUCCAUUUGACUCUUUCAGGUUAUUUUAUCCAUAAUUCAUGCAUCGAGAUCACUGAGACAAGGAAAUCAGAUUAGUAUUAACCAAAAGCUACCUUUUACCAUUGUAUGUGACGAUACCCAAUUGGCUCUUCAAAUGUAUUUGAAAGAGGUACAGCAGUUCAUCAAGGCCUCGAAGAUAGAAAUUCUCAGAACGGAGUCGGUACCAGCCACAACCCAGUGGACAUCAAAAGUUAUUAAUGAUCAACUAAAAAUUCUCGUACCAUCAAAUGUGGUUGUUCGUGCACAGAUCGAAAAUGCUGCGGCAAGAGGCAGUGACCUGACUGCUGUUGUUAAAAAAAAGGAGACCCAACUUAGCAAGAAACUAUUGAAAAUCAAAUCGGAUAUCGAGAAACUAAAAAAUAAAAUGAGCCAAGAAAACUAUCAAGACACAGUGCCGAUUAAUAUUAAAGAAAAGAACAGUCUCCGCUUAUCACAACUUUCAGUUGAGCAAAAAAGGACUUGUAAAUGUAUCAUGUGUGAACAUAAAUUUCCUUUUGUUCUGCCCUAUUUGCGCGAUCGAGAGCUAGAAGUAUGGACAUUUUGAGUCAUUUUUACAAGCUGGGAGGUGGCGAGAACUGGAGAAAAGUGCCGAAAACAAUCGAGGAGUUCCAAUCUUGAGCGUGAAAGUGAAGCAAAACCUUUGUUGUGGGGUUACAAGUAUAUCACAUUCUCGUGAUUGGCUUCAUCCCACCGGUCAAUAUAUUCGGCCGAGCUCAUACUUCUAUUUUAUCUUGUCCUACCC
This is a messenger RNA of Mycotypha africana, 846 nucleotides long. RefSeq lists its product as uncharacterized. Bases 199 to 648 code for a protein of 149 amino acids. The transcript has 4 exons. The record is from RefSeq and is a predicted model, not a curated record. NCBI's taxonomy places the organism in Eukaryota, Fungi, Mucoromycota, Mucoromycetes, Mucorales, Mycotyphaceae.